Pristis pectinata (smalltooth sawfish) is the source of this 5763-nucleotide messenger RNA. Its product is annotated as BTB/POZ domain-containing protein KCTD8-like. Bases 670 to 1947 code for a protein of 425 amino acids. Gene Ontology annotation, molecular function: protein binding. Gene Ontology annotation, biological process: regulation of G protein-coupled receptor signaling pathway; protein homooligomerization. Lineage: Eukaryota; Metazoa; Chordata; Chondrichthyes; Rhinopristiformes; Pristidae. The record is from RefSeq and is a predicted model, not a curated record. The transcript has 2 exons.
AAUAAUAGAAAGUUUUCUAUUAAAUCUCAACAGGGACAACUAAAUAUGACAUUCAAUGCAGUAAAAUGUGUACAGUUCUGCACAAAAUGCGCUCUAUUCCAAUCUGCAGUAAAAACCAACUCCCUUUCAUGUUGGUCAGUGGCUACAGUAGGAGCGAUCAUGGAAUUUUAAAGUUGGGCGCAGUCACGUCGGGGUUUCUAAGCAGAGCUUGGGCGACAAAGCAUAACUUUGCAAAGUUGUUUUAAAAAUAUCCGCAAACUUAAAAGGUGCGGGAGAGCCCGCGCCUGGUUGCAGGUCUGCGGACCCGACCCGCCUGCCAGGAGAGGCUGUGUGGACUUGGGAGUCCAUUCUCGGAGAGGGGCGCUGCUCGCAGUCGGCGUGACGUCAGGGUGCUUUCCCCAGACUCCUGUAUAGUGUUGCCGGGAGUUGGUCGGCGCCGCUCUGCGAGGCUGCCUGCCUCUCUCCAGCACACACAAACACACAUAUGCCCCUGCUCUCCGCCGCCCUGCCGUCGCCUCGGGCUGGUGCCGCCGCGCCGCGUUGCAAGUGAGCAAUGCGCAGAGCGGUGCCCCGGGGCUGAGCCCAGUGUCCUCGUCCCGGACCCAGACAGGGUCUCGCACAGACCAGCGUCCCAGUCCUGGACCCUAAAAAAGGGGUUGUGUCCGAGCCAUGGCUGUCCGCGACAGCAUCCUGCCCAUCAGCGAGAUGCCGGGCACCUCCUUCCCCGAGGUGGUGGAACUGAACGUGGGAGGACAGGUGUAUGUGACCAAGCAUCACACCCUGGUCAGCGUGUCCGACUCCCUCCUGGCCAACCUCUUCUCCAGCAGCAACGUCAAGGUGCUUCCCAGGGACAACAGGGGCCGGUAUUUCCUGGACCGGGACGGUUUCCUCUUCAGGUACAUCCUGGAUUAUCUGAGGGACAGGCAGCUGGUGCUGCCCGAGCACUUCCCAGAGAAGGAGAGGUUGCUGAGGGAAGCUGAGCACUUCCAGUUGGGCGAGCUGAUCAGAGUGCUGGCCCCCAAGGUCACGGUCAAGCAGGGCUCGGUGGCGGACGAGGCGGCACACAGCGACGCGGAGGAGAACUCGCAGGGCAGCGAGCUGGUGGCCAAGGGUGUCCCGUACUCCGGCGGGGCGGACAAGAAGGUUGGCUUCAUCACCCUGGGCUACCGAGGCUCCUACACCCUGGUCCGGGACAGUCAGGCGGACGCCAGGUUCCGCAGGGUGGCCAGGAUCAUGGUGUGUGGACGCAUCGCCCUGGCCAAGGAGGUCUUCGGGGACACCCUGAACGAGAGCCGGGACCCCGACCGCCCCCCUGAGAAGUACACGUCCAGGUUUUACCUGAAGUUCACUUACCUGGAGCAAGCGUUCGACCGACUGUCCGAAGCAGGCUUCCACAUGGUGGCUUGUAACUCCACGGGCACUGCCACCUUCAUCAACCAGUACAGGGACGACAAGAUGUGGAGCAGCUACACCGAGUACAUCUUCUUCCGAGGAUUACAAAGGCCAGCCUCUCCAAAGUCUGAGUGUGACAGCAGGAAACAUGACAAGGGGGAGAAAGGAAUGGAAAGUGGGACCUCUUGUAACGAGCUCUCCACCUCCAGUUGUGAAAGCCAAUCAGAAGCCAGCACUCCGCAAGAGAACGAUGCUUGUGCAUCGCAGCCCGCACCAUCUCAGCCUAAUACCCUGACGUUGGAUCGGCCUUCCAAGAAAGCCCCUGUUCAGUGGUUGCAACAGCCUGACAAACGCAGAAACAGUGAACUUUUUCAAACACUGAUGAACAAUUCCCGUGAGUCAAGCCUCUGCAAAAAGAAAAUUAAUGAAAAAUUGAGCGUUGAGGACGAAAUGAAGAAAUGCAUCCAGGAUUUCAGGAAGAUCAAAAUUCCUGUCCAGUUUCCAGAGCGCAAGCGCCCAUGGCAGUCUGAACUAUUACAGAAAUAUGGACUUUAAAAUUUAAAAAAAAGGACUUGCUGCAGCUUGAGUUAUGUUUGAAAUUAAGGGUUUGUGAUCUUCCUUCACCUGCUGUCUGUCUUAUAUUUCCUGUCCAAUCCAUUAAAUUGUGAUAAGAUUGCAAACAAGAAGUCUGUAAGAGCUGAUCGUAAGGAAUUACAGUUUUAUAGUCCACACCUGGGUAUGCAUAAAAAAGUUAAUACAUUGGAUUUAAUCUAUUGACUGCCCAUGGAUUAACUUAGAAAUUUGUUGCGGCACAGUACGGUCUGAUAAAUAACAGUUGCAAAACUAAUGGAUUCUCCACUAGUGUAUUGAUGUGUCAGAAAUGGUUAUUCAUGGGUUUAAUGAUUGGAUGUGAUGCAUCUCUCAAAAACUUCAAAGGUUGUGUUCAGUGUCACCUCUAGGAUCAGGUGAGUCAGUGCCAGUCAACUGCACUACUGCUACUUCCCAUGACAACAACUAAUUAGAGCUGUCAAUCCUUUUUGGAGCUGAAACCUGCAACUUAGUGUAUAAUUCUUUGAAUAUUUGUUCUUAAUUUAGUAAUUGAUUGUGCGGUUUGAAGAAAGAUAAAAACCAAAUGCCAACUUUUAGAUUUAAAAUACAUUUGAAGAAUUUGCAAGAAUUUUUUUAAGUUUUAGCAGUAACAAGGUUAAAAUAAUUAACAUUCGUGUUUUUUUAAACUAUAUUUAAUCCCUCAGCUGUUAAGACUGAAAAACAGCACAAUUCUAAUAUUGCUCAUUUUGGGAUUUAGGUGCCUUGGUUGUAAGCAUGAAUGUGUUAGGGGAAAUGUUUCCCAUGUCUGUUUCCAGGUGCAGUGGAUCCCCAGCAAAUAUUAGAACAUCGUUGUCAUUUUCAAAAUCAUCUGUGAAGGAAACCACAAGCUUUCCCAUGUAUUGGUGAGAAAUCCAGCAAGUCUGUUUACCAGUGCAUUCCAACCUGCCCAAGCCCUGGUUCCUUGUAUUCCAACAAAAAUAACAUACUGCAGAUAAUGGAAACCUGUGUUUAAAACCAGAAAAUUCUGCAAAUAUUCAGCAGGUUGGGCUGUAUCAAUGGAUAUAGAAACAGUUAACGUUUAACGUUGGUGUCCUUUGACCUCCCCUGCCUUCCACUGUAACACAUUCCUUCCCUUUUGUUCACUUCUGCCCUCUCCCUUGCCUCUGGAUUUUGAAACUUGUUUAUCUCUCAUUUUUCCCAGUUCUGAUGAAAAUUCAUUGUACUGUAUAUGUGUAAGUAUGCCUUUGAGAACUGACUGUAACAUGUGGAAUGACCUUGAUUCAUUGUUGUGCCAGAUGCUGCCAUUUAGCUGAGAAUUACUGUCUUUAAUAAAGGAUGUUAUUUGUAACAAUACCACCGCCUAAUUACCAAUGCUUACAAAAACAUCAAAGUCCACAGACACCACCUUUGCACUUUUGGGAGAUUUUUGCUUGAGGGAGUAACAGAACAGUGAUCUAGUAAGUGGGAAAUGGAGAAGAGUGUCCUUAAAAUAGAACAGUGGUGACUGAUGGCAGUAGUUGGCUUGGUAGAUACAUCAGGGAACUCAAAAGGUACUAUCAGACUUGCCAUUCAUCCCAUAUAAGAAAUGAAUGGAAAUGUUUCUGAGUGUGAACACCACUAUUGAUAUCCUAGGAUCAUACAGAGAAACAUGGAAAAGUGUCAGAAGAGAAAGACAACAUUAUUGCAAGUGGCAAGGCCAGAGACACAUCAUGAAAAGUUGGUGAGUCCACUAGCACCAUAAACUGCUGAUGAGAUCUCUCACAAAGAUCUAGUGAAAACCCUCAAAGGAAAUUUCCAUCCAGCACGGUCAGUGAUCUUCAAAAGUUACAAAUUUGACACUUGCAACUGGGACACAGACGACAGGGAUGUUGAGGCAGAUGAAAGUGACAAAAGGCACAAUUUCCUGACCUUUUUGCAUUAGAUGUUGUAGAGAUGCUGGUGAGAGAAUUCAAGUGAAAAUAUUUAACGUGUCGGGACCAUGGAGGAUGGCCACAAGUGUGGAAGUGAAAUAAGAUGCCAUUGUGCUUGAGGUGUGAUUCUGAGUGCAAACACUGAACAAGGGAGAAAGGACAAUGACAGCAACUAUCCUUCCUUAUUCACCACAUCACAUACGAAACGUGACUUUGACAGGAAAUUCCUGUGUUACGAGUACCUGAAGGGCGGGAAAGAUAAAGUGGUCAUGGAGAGGCGCUCCUUAAGUUGGAAUACUGUCAGUACACCAGAAGGUCCCAAGAAUUAACAGUAUAUUCACCACCGUGGUUGCGAGCUGACAGCACUUUGGAGAUUAUAAUGUCAUGGUUAUGAUAUUGGUCUUUCACUGAAGAUGGCAAUUGUUGCAGCUGUGGAUCACUGUUAAUAGGUCAUGAAACAUGUGAGCAAUUGUUCAGUUCAACUGCAUCAGGGGUGUCCCAGAGAGAGUCCUGGGGAAUUGUCAUGUAUGAUCUGGUACAAAGGCAUAAAGAGAGAGCUACCAGUCAUCAUGGUCAUGUGCACAAGAUGACUGAUACUCACAGAGAAGGACUAGCCAAGGGCACUGGACUUCACCAGUGUGGCGAUUCAUAGUGUUGGUGCAGCACCUGAGGGUCUGUAGAAGUUGUUAGCUCAGUAUGAACAUUUCUUCAUUGGCUUGUACAGCAGCAUCGUCUGGAAGCUAGGCCCAAUUAUUUUUACCCGAGACUGAUUUAUUUUGUCUUUAAUUUGCAUCUGGAGGAGGAACUGCACAAGUUAGAAAAGAAUUGGGCUUUGGUGAAGGUGCAAUGCUUCGGUGGUAUCCCCCAGGGCUGAUAAAAAUGUGCGAUUUACAUGGGGACUAUGAAAUAAUCUUAAACAGAACUCUUGAUGAUGAGAGUAUCCAAUGCUCAGCUCACAAGUUUUAGAUUUAUUCACAGUAUUUUUUGCAUCCUCAAUAGUUUGGCAAGCUUGAUCUAUGCUAUGCCUUUGCACGGUUAAAUAUUGACAUAGGGUGUCAGAGAUACUCAACAAUUAAAAUGCACAGGAAUUUUACGUUUACAACAAGCGACUGCAUAAGUCAACCCCAAGAAUAUUUCAGUUAAUGACAUAAAAUGCUGCAAGGGAUCCCAAGGUGCUUUUGUGUCCAAAAUAAUAUCCUCUUCACCACAGGGACCUGAAGAUGCUGGGGAAUGUCAAUGUCCUGCCAAAUGGAACAAAUGUGCUUUUACACAGUGGAAAUUCGUCUUCCUAGGAUUCAGAAUUAACAAGUAUCGACAGAGAUCUACUUGGAAGAAAAUGGUGGUUGUGCUGAGUUCAAAGGGAGCUGGAUAUUGUUGCUGCGCUUCCCUAGAGUACUUCAGUGUGUCUCAAAGUUUCUGCUGGGUUUGGCCAUCACACUGAUUGCCCUUCAAGUUAUUGCACAAAUUGGAGCCCUGGUCAGGAUGAUUUGCUGAGGUCAUUACACUGUUGUGUGAUAGCUCCAGGUGUGUGGUGGAUGAAGUCAUUAGCCACAUAAUGGAAUCAGGGGAUGAACCAUCAGUUCCUCAUACUACCCAGACUCUCAAUUUGAAUGAGAAAAACUGCCUGCAGGUUGAGAAAGAGGCGCCAAUGCACAUUGACUUUUUUCACUUGGGGAUGGAACAUUUCAAAAACCACCCAGACUGAUUAUAAGAGUUGCUAUCUGAGACAUGCCUCUCUAAAGAGCACAUUGUAGAGCUCUGAGGUUAGUUUCUUUGUAAUCCAGGCCUAAUGUCGACGAGGCACUGUAUUUUUUAACAAUUGUCCACAGUUCAGAUCGGUGCAGUUCAUCAAAUUCCUUUGCUUCAGUGGGAUUUGGCAUAGAUUAAUGUCCCCAUUCCAUGUACAGGGGAG